Molecule: messenger RNA, 1827 nt
Organism: Kluyveromyces lactis
Lineage: Eukaryota; Fungi; Ascomycota; Saccharomycetes; Saccharomycetales; Saccharomycetaceae
Exons: 1
Coding region: 1-1827 (608 amino acids)
Biological process (GO): siderophore transport
Cellular component (GO): fungal-type cell wall
Source: RefSeq, a predicted model, not a curated record
AUGAAGUUAUCCUCUGUAGUUGCCACUGCUUUGGCUGCUGCCUCAAGUGCCCUAGCUGCUCAAACUACCGUGACUGCUACCGUAGAUGGACAUGUCUACACUAAGACGAUCGACAUCCCAGAUGCAGAUGAAACUGCCCCUUCAGGUUACUAUUUAUCUACCAUCAUUGUAACGAGAGGAGACGUCGUUUACACCAAGGUUAUCACCGAACAAUCCGCUGUUGCUACUUCCGAGACAACCUCUAGUGAAGAGACUACUGCCUCAAUCCUAACUGCUGUCGACGAAGAGGCAAUCUCAUCUGCUGUUGAAGAGACUUCCUCCGCUGAAGAAGCUUCCACCACUGAAUAUGAAACCAUUACUUUGACCUUAUACAAGAACGACCACUGGUUCACUAAGACCGUCACCCAACCAGUUGGUUACGUUUACGCCGGUGAAACUGCCGCUCAAACCUCAUCCGCUGAAGAAACCUCAUCUGCCGAAGAAACCUCAUCUGCCGCUGAAGAGAAUUCUACCACUGAAUACGAAACUAAGACUCUAACUUUGUCCAAGAACGGUCACUGGUUCACUAAGACUGUCACCCAGCCGGUUGGUUUCGUCUGGACCGGUGAAGCAACUACCUACACUGGUGUUGCUCCAUGGGCUAGUAGUUCUGCUGAAGAAGCUUCUACCACUCUUGAUGCCGAUGAACUUGAAACUGUCACUUUGACUUUGUCUAAGAAUGGUCACUGGUUCACUAAGACCGUCACUCAAACUAAGGGUUUCGUCUGGACCGGUGAACCAUCUAGAUCGGCUGCCACAACCUCCGCUGAAGAAACUUCUUCUACUGAAGAAGCCUCUACCACUGAAUACGAAACUAAGACUCUAACUUUGUCCAAGAACGGUCACUGGUUCACUAAGACUGUCACCCAGCCGGUUGGUUUCGUCUGGACCGGUGAAGCAACUACCUACACUGGUGUUGCUCCAUGGGCUAGUAGUUCUGCUGAAGAGGCCUCUUCAACUGAAGAAGCCUCUACCACUCUUGAUGCCGAUGAACUUGAAACUGUCACUUUGACUUUGUCUAAGAAUGGUCAUUGGUUCACUAAGACCGUCACUCAAACUAAGGGUUUCGUAUGGACCGGCGAACCAUCUAGAUCAGCUACUGCAUCUUCUGAUGAUUCUAACGAUGACAUUACCUCUUACUCAAACUCUACCGCAUCAGCAACUGAUUCCACAGAUGGCCAAUCCUCUGUUAGCAUUGAAACUCAAACUGUCACCGACAAGUCUAGUACCACAGCUACCAUCACUUCAUGUUCAGAAGGGGUCUGUCACACAACCACUCUAGAGCCAUCUGCUUCUACUGUUGUCACCACUGUUGUUGAUGGUGUUACCAUUGUUACCACCGUCCCAUGUACGACCACUUCUACCGUUGAAUGUACCGAGGAACAAUGCCAAAAGACCAAGGAAACAGUUUCCACCAAGGAAACAGUAUCCACCAAGGAACCGGAAUCUACUGUCUUCACUACUGUUGUUGAAGGUGUCACUAUUACCAGUACCAUCCCAUGCUCUGAAGGUGUUUGUCAAAAGACUACCUCCGAACAUUCAGCUGUUAAGACCUCCACUAAUGGUAACGACCAACAAUCAGCUGUUAAGACUACCACUGCUGGUGACAAUGUUCAACCAACCACCACUGCUACUAUAAUCGAUACCGUGAAGACUACUAUUGUUAAAUCUACUUCUGCUACACAAAGUAGUCCUGCUCAAACUGUCUCCACUUACACUGGCGGUGCUGUCAUGGCCUCUGUUGGUACUGGUAUCUUCGCUGCUGCCAUGGGUGUUAUGUUGUUAUGA